CGCAUAAGAAGAGGUGUUCACACAGACAGAGCUGCUUUUUCAUCCACAGCGAGUAAAUAGUGAACCUCCAGGAGAGAAACAAACUAAAGUAUCGAUCAUAUACCACUACCAACGUUUGGAUCGAUAUCUGCAUCGAUCUGCACACCCUUGUCUCCUGGAUCGUAGCUGAGAUCAGCGUGAACCACGUGGGUCUCUGCUCCCUGACCUGUUUCCUGUUUGGAAAGAGUUCCAGCUUCAUCACGGAGUUUCUCUCGGUUUGUGGGCUCAUCUAAAGGACCAACGUGGUUCGAGAAGUCAGCUCUCUCAGGAGGCCGACAAUUUAGUUGAAGAAAGAAGUGGAAGAAAAAAAUACAACCGUGACGAGUUUGGGAAAGAUUUCACUGUGAAAGCUUCCCUAAAAAUGCAUCAGGUCAUCCACACCGGAGAGAGACCAUUCAGCUGUGGAGACUGUGGAAAGUCUUUUACCAGGUCUGGAAGCUUAAAAAGACACCAACUAAUCCACACUGGAGAGAGACCGUUCAGCUGUGGAGACUGUGGAGAGUCUUUUGCCAGGUCUGGAAGCUUAAAAACACACCAACUCAUCCACACUGGAGAGAGACCAUUCAGCUGUGACGAGUGUGGAAAGUCUUUUACUCACUCUGGAAGCUUAAAAACACACCAACUCCUCCACACCGGAGAGAGACCAUUCAGCUGUGGAGACUGUGGAAAGUCUUUUAUCCACUCUGGAAGCUUAAAAACACACCAACUAAUCCACACUGGAGAGAGACCGUUCAGCUGUGGAGACUGUGGAAAGUCUUUUACCCAGUCUGGAAGCUUAAAAACACACCAACUAAUCCACACUGGAGAGAGACCGUUCAGCUGUGGAGACUGUGGAAAGUCUUUUACCCAGUCUGGAAGCUUAAAAGCACACCAACUAAUCCACACUGGAGAGAGACCGUUCAGCUGUGACAAGUGUGGAAUGUCUUUUACCGAGUCUGGACACUUAAAAUCACACCAACUCCUCCACAGUGGAGUUAAAGCGUACACCUGUGAUCAGUGUGGCAGAGCUUUUACUCACAGUCACAGCUUACAGAGUCAUCUUGUUACCCACUCUGGAAUUAAGGCGUACAGCUGUGACGUUUGUGGAAAAACUUUCAGCCGGAUAGGGAGCCGAAACAUUCACCUACGCAUUCACACCAGACAUGAUGUGUACAGCUGUGAUCAGUGUGGUAAACAGUUUACUACAAACACAGAGUUACGGCGUCAUAUGUUUACCCACACUGAGGAACGACCUUAUAAAUGUGACCUGUGUGAGAAGACUUUUAAAUCUCCACAUUACCUGAAAGCACACCAACAGAUCCACACCAGAAAGACUCUACAAGUGCAGUUACUGUGAGGUAUGUAUUUAUAUUUUUAUCUUGUCAGCCCGACUGUUUGAAACAACUCUGCUCAUCAAAU
Molecule: messenger RNA, 1437 nt
Organism: Pelmatolapia mariae (spotted tilapia)
Lineage: Eukaryota; Metazoa; Chordata; Actinopteri; Cichliformes; Cichlidae
Product: gastrula zinc finger protein XlCGF7.1-like
Exons: 2
Coding region: 401-1375 (324 amino acids)
Biological process (GO): regulation of DNA-templated transcription
Molecular function (GO): RNA polymerase II cis-regulatory region sequence-specific DNA binding; DNA-binding transcription factor activity, RNA polymerase II-specific
Source: RefSeq, a predicted model, not a curated record